Molecule: messenger RNA, 1086 nt
Organism: Fusarium musae
Lineage: Eukaryota; Fungi; Ascomycota; Sordariomycetes; Hypocreales; Nectriaceae
Exons: 6
Coding region: 1-1086 (361 amino acids)
Molecular function (GO): DNA binding; zinc ion binding
Source: RefSeq, a predicted model, not a curated record
AUGGGUGAAUAUCGUAUCGCGCCUUUGUUGUCUGCUCUGUUGCCGCAGUUCGCUCACAUUGCAUUAGAGUUAUCCCCCAACAACCGUGCCACGUGCAAGGACACUGAGUGCAAGAAGAACGGUGACAAAGUUGCCAAAGGCACCCUGCGGUUUGGUACCUAUGUCGUCAUCCAGGAGCACGGAGGCUGGACAUGGAAACAUUGCGAGGUACCUAUCAGGGGAUGUGUCUCUGGCCAACAGCUAGAGAAUGUCCGUGAACUGUGCCAGCAAGGUGAUGGCUCUUUCGAUUGUGACCUCAUCGAUGGUUACGAUGAGCUUGUCGACCACCCUGAAGUGCAAGAGAAGGUCCGCCGCUGUAUCAACCAGGGCUUCAUUGACCCUGAGGAUUUCAAAGGGGACCCAGAGAAGAACAAGCUUGGUGAGAAGGGUAUUCACUUGACUGCAGCACAGAAGAAGAAGAAAGAGGCCGCUGAAGCUGCCGCCACCAACGAUGGAGAGAAGCCCAAGGCCAAAGGCAAGCGUGGACGCAAGAAGGCCGCUGAUGAUGAGGAGGAUGAGGACGAGCCGCAGCCCAAGAAGGCUCGAACAUCCAAGGCUGCCAAGGCGGAUGAGGGGGAGAAGCCCGCUGCUAAGCCGGCCCGUGGCCGCAAAGCCGCAAAGGUCAAGGAUGAUAGUGAGAAUGAGACUGCUGCAUCUGCUCCUGCUCCAGCUCCUGUUCCUGCUCCUACCCAGAGAGGGCGCAGAACUUCAGCUCAGAAGCCAAAGGAGGAACCCGAUGCUGAGGAGAACCCUGUUCCUGUCAGAAAGGGACGAAAGGCUGCCACUAAGAAGGUCAAGAACGAAAGCGAUGAUGAAGUUCCCGCUCCUGCUCCUGCUCCUUCCAAGAGAGGACGCAGAACUUCGGCUCAGAAGCCAAAGGAGGAAUCCGAUGCUGAGGAGAAACCUGUUCCUGUCAGAAAGGGACGAAAGGCUGCUACCAAGAAGGCGGCUGCCCCUGAGGAGGAAGAUGCUGUGGUUGAGGAAGAGGAGCAAGAGAAGGCCGCGCCGAGAACCAAAGCUCGCCGCGGACGCUCCAGCAAAGCUUGA